AUGGCCAACACGACAGCCUCUACCCCGGCCGAGAUCACCAACGUACCUCCGCCAGGCCACGAUGACCCGCUUCUCUACGGUGGCGGUCUCCUCGGCUUUGCCUUCUUGACCAUGACCAUCAUCGGCCUUAUUUUCUUGGGCAUCGCGUGCUACCAGAAGAAGAAGGAGCGGCACGCAGCCGCCGCUUCCGAGCGCCAGCGUGAACAGCAGCAGCGGGCGAGACAGCAAUCGCUUCCGUCCUACAUCGCUCGAGCUCGCGCUAUGAAGAGAGAGGCACAGAUCGAGGAGGGUAUCAAGCUGCAAGAGUUGACUCCCGUGCCGCACGCUAAGGUUAGGGACCAGGAGAUCGAGACGGAGUUGACGGAAUAUGAGAAGGCGCGCAACUCAACACUCAACCGCAACGAGAAAAUGUUUCCUUUCAUGGUUCCCGUUGUCCCAGAGGGCAUUGCACAGCUUCCGGUUACGUUCAAGAAGACCCCAAAGUCCGAAGGCCUCAAGGAGACGAUGAUUUCGAAGAAGAACAAGGCUGCGAUGAAGGAGCAUCUUGAAGUUCCUAAGACUUCUUUCGUAUCCUCUUCCACCCGCCACCUCCUUGGCCGGGUUGACGAUAUCAGUGAGACCGCUAGCACGUAUGCGGUGUCAAUGUCAUCUAGCUUGGAGGACCUGACAGAGGUUCAGCCUCGAUCAUUCCUUGAAGUUCCCGAUGAUGAGAGUGUUCUGCCUCCGGAAGUUGAGAAACAUGGUUCGAAUGGUUCUAAGUGCCCACCUUCCAUUACCCCAGAGUAUGUCAUGCAAGUGGGUCGGCACCACAACCGCCGUCGCUCGCAUAGCAAAUAUCCGGUGUCAUUCAUCGACGGAGAAGCUCACCCACUUACCCUUCAAGUGGGUACUACAAUCGGGCGCACACGUCGCACUACCUUCGACAUCGGCCGUCCGCGAGACCACUUCGGCCAGGGCCAUGACGAUACCGCGCACAACCACCGCCAUCAUCAACGCCGGCGCUCACAGAGUAAGAAUCCGCUUUCAUUUCACGUCCCUCAUGAGCCUGAGUCGACUACGCUCGGUCCCAUUGUUGAAGAGCCAACAGUGCCGGAUCGUUCUUCUCACUCUACGUUCGAUGAUGGCCAGUUGCAACAAGACCAUCAUCAGCGUCGUCGAUCGAAUCCGCUGUCUUUCUUCAAGGCUCGGAAGCAUCGCUCAACAACCAUGGGCUCCAUUCCGGAAGAGACUUACGUCUUCCAGCAGGAUAGCGAUGCUCUAGGUAUGCCCACGCCUGGCUUCGAAGUUGAGGCUGGUAACGCUUCGAAGGGGUAUACCAAGCUAGCUUUGGCUUCGAAGCUGAAGAAGCUUGUCAAGCAGGACAAGACGCGUGAAGACGCUCCAAACCCAGAGGACCAGCGUAAAGAUGGCCGAGAAGCCGAGGAGGAGGACACUAAGAAGGAGAAGUCCGGUAUGGACAUGCUUGCUGCGACCAUGGGGUUUGGCAAUGGUCGGUUCUAG
Messenger RNA from Didymosphaeria variabile, 1500 nucleotides. RefSeq lists its product as uncharacterized. The record is from RefSeq and is a predicted model, not a curated record. Bases 1 to 1500 code for a protein of 499 amino acids. The transcript has 3 exons. NCBI's taxonomy places the organism in Eukaryota, Fungi, Ascomycota, Dothideomycetes, Pleosporales, Didymosphaeriaceae.